AUGGUGACCCUCGAUGAAGUCACGGCACUUUUGCAAAAGCCAUCUGAUGCAACCGCAGCCUCGUCCUCCGCCCUCAUUCGUGCUCCCUCGCACUACAAACCUCUCAGUACCUUCGCCCUGCCAAAGGAACGCUCUUACCAGCAGCAAUUUGCCGACGUUUACUUCCUGCGUCUCACCUCCAUCCGACCCGCCGUUGAUGCCGUCGCCGCUGAGGCUUGGGAUGGUACCGUAAUCGGCGGCGAGGAGGCCCGCCACGUUAACCGUGUUCUAGAUGUGCGUCAGGGUGAACUGUGCUGGGUUACUGGAACAGUCUACAUGGAAAUGGCCCUGAAGCCCAACAUUCUGGAGGACGUUUCCAAAGAUCGCUGGAUAUCUGCUCCUAUCUCCACAGACCGCUACUAUUCCGAGGACGAUGCGGACCAAAUCAUGCUCGAGGACGACUCUGGCCGCGUCCGCCUCGUCGGAGACGUCCUCAAGUCUAUCCACCUCGUUACGGGCUGCAUCAUCGGCGUCAUGGGCACUGAGAAUGCAAAUGGCGAAUUCGAAGUAAUUGACGUCAAGUUCCCCGACCUCGCACCGCAACCCAGUCGGUGGUCCCUCACAUCCCCUCCUUCUGAUGAUCACGACAUGUCCGGCACGCCCUCACAACGGCCGUCCUCCAAGAUCGCCAUCGUCUCCGGGCUUUCCUUCUCCGGCACAGACGCAUCCUAUUCUCUCGAACUCUCUCUCCUCCUCGAGUUCCUCCUUGGAGAGGCUCUUUCUUCCUCGACUCAAACAGAUUUGACGGCCAUCUCCCGCCUCAUCAUCGCGGGCGACUCCAUUUCCACAGCGUCGGCGAACCCGGUCCUGAAACCGGUCGAUAGUAACAGUAAGAAGAGCGCAAUCACAAAGAAAUACGGCUACGAUGCAAGCGCGUACAACCCUCUGCCAAGCCAGCUUUUUGACGAAUUCCUCGCCGACCUCCUACCUUCGAUUCCCGUUACACUCAUGCCGGGCGCUCAGGAUCCUGCCAACGCGAGUUACCCGCAGCAGGCGAUCCACUCGGCCAUGUUCCCUCGUUCGAGGCCCUAUGCUUCCACUCCGGACGCUAAGGAGCCUGGCUGGUUUGACACGACCACUAACCCGUGGGAGGGCGAGAUCGAGGGUUGGAGGGUCCUAGGUACAGGCGGUCAGAAUAUUGACGACGUCUUCAAGUACGUCGACAGUGAUGAUAGGCUGGGAAUGAUGGAGGCAACGUGUAGGUGGAGGUGUAGCGCGCCGACAGCGCCGGACACACUCUGGGCCUACCCAUUCCAAGAUGACGAUCCGUUCGUUAUGAAGAACGCCCCCCAUCUUUACUUCGUCGGCUGCCAGCCCGAGUUCUCCACAAAGGUUAUUCAAGGUCUCGAAGGACAACAGGUCCGGCUGAUUACCGUUCCUUCGUUCUCGGAAACCAAAGAGAUUGUCCUUGUGGAUACGGAGACAUUAGAAGUCUCCAAGGUUAAAAUUUCGACAGCAUCAUAA
Messenger RNA from Colletotrichum truncatum, 1503 nucleotides. RefSeq names its product DNA polymerase alpha/epsilon subunit B. Gene Ontology annotation, cellular component: delta DNA polymerase complex. Gene Ontology annotation, biological process: DNA replication; DNA strand elongation involved in DNA replication. Gene Ontology annotation, molecular function: DNA binding. The record is from RefSeq and is a predicted model, not a curated record. Lineage: Eukaryota; Fungi; Ascomycota; Sordariomycetes; Glomerellales; Glomerellaceae.